This is a messenger RNA of Cyanidioschyzon merolae strain 10D, 669 nucleotides long. Its product is annotated as similar to peroxisomal membrane protein PMP22. The transcript has a single exon. The record is from RefSeq and is a predicted model, not a curated record. The coding region runs from base 1 to 669 and encodes 222 amino acids. NCBI's taxonomy places the organism in Eukaryota, Rhodophyta, Bangiophyceae, Cyanidiales, Cyanidiaceae. Gene Ontology annotation, cellular component: membrane; cytoplasm.
AUGAGGCACGUGCGGGGCAGUCCAGCCGUGCAGGCUGUUGCUAACUUAUACGAUCGGUACCUUCGCAGCCUCCAGCGAUACCCCGUAACUACAAAGUCGCUGACUGCUGCCUCGGUUGGUGCUGCAGGUGACGCGUUGGCGCAGUUGCUCGAACGUCGUCAGCGAACACCGACAGCUGAGCGAUUGGGAGACCCUGGUCCACAGAAGCCGUUUAACUGGCGAAGGCUAGUGUUAUUCGCAACGUUCAUGGGUGUCUUUAGCGCACCAGUUUCUCAUUAUUGGUACCUUUGGUUAAGCAAACGCUUUCCCGCAACCAAUAUGGUAGCGGUUAGCAAACGCGUUGCCUGUGAUCAGUUGCUUAUGGCGCCGACAAUCAUCCCGGCAACACUGUUUUUUCUCGAGUACGCCGGGCGAAAGUUUGUCGCUGGAGAGAAUGGUGACGGCCUGUUGCGACACGCCUUGCAGGUCGCAAGCGAGGAAACCGGUCGUACGCUGCUGGCGAACUGGACGAUAUGGCCUAUAGCGCAAGUUGUGAACUUCCGCUUCGUCCGCAACGAGCUGCAGGUCCUGUUCGCAAAUCUGGUCGGUGUGGGAUGGAAUACCUUUCUCAGCCUUGUCGCUGCCGAAAACCUGCAGAAAAGCCAUAAAACAUUGACGAAAGCUGAUUGA